AUGAUAACUACUAUUAAUGUAUUAAUGUUAUUAUUAUUAUUAUUAUUAUUAUUAUUAUUAUUAUUAUUAUUAUUAUUAUUAUUAUUAUUAUUAUUAUUAUUAUUAUUAUUAUUAUUAUUAUUAUUAUUAUUAUUAUUAUUAUUAUUAUUAUUAUUAUUAUUAUUAUUAUUAUUAUUAUUAUUAUUAUUAUUAUUAUUAUUAUUAUUAUUAUUAUUAUUAUUAUUAUUAUUAUUAUUAUUAUUAUUAUUAUUAUUAUUAUUAUUAUUAUUAUUAUUAUUAUUAUUAUUAUUAUUAUUAUUAUUAUUAUUAUUAUUAUUAUUAUUAUUAUUAUUAUUAUUAUUAUUAUUAUUAUUAUUAUUAUUAUUAUUAUUAUUAUUAUUAUUAUUAUUAUUAUUAUUAUUAUUAUUAUUAUUAUUAUUAUUAUUAUUAUUAUUAUUAUUAUUAUUAUUAUUAUUAUUAUUAUUAUUAUUAUUAUUAUUAUUAUUAUUAUUAUUAUUAUUAUUAUUAUUAUUAUUAUUAUUAUUAUUAUUAUUAUUAUUAUUAUUAUUAUUAUUAUUAUUAUUAUUAUUAUUAUUAUUAUUAUUAUUAUUAUUAUUAUUAUUAUUAUUAUUAUUAUUAUUAUUAUUAUUAUUAUUAUUAUUAUUAUUAUUAUUAUUAUUAUUAUUAUUAUUAUUAUUAUUAUUAUUAUUAUUAUUAUUAUUAUUAUUAUUAUUAUUAUUAUUAUUAUUAUUAUUAUUAUUAUUAUUAUUAUUAUUAUUAUUAUUAUUAUUAUUAUUAUUAUUAUUAUUAUUAUUAUUAUUAUUAUUAUUAUUAUUAUUAUUAUUAUUAUUAUUAUUAUUAUUAUUAUUAUUAUUAUUAUUAUUAUUAUUAUUAUUAUUAUUAUUAUUAUUAUUAUUAUUAUUAUUAUUAUUAUUAUUAUUAUUAUUAUUAUUAUUAUUAUUAUUAUUAUUAUUAUUAUUAUUAUUAUUAUUAUUAUUAUUAUUAUUAUUAUGA
Molecule: messenger RNA, 993 nt
Organism: Necator americanus (New World hookworm)
Lineage: Eukaryota; Metazoa; Nematoda; Chromadorea; Rhabditida; Ancylostomatidae
Exons: 1
Coding region: 1-993 (330 amino acids)
Source: RefSeq, a predicted model, not a curated record